ACCGGCAUCAGAGAGCUAAGAGAGGAACAGUACCAAAGUUCAUAGCUAGUCUCUUUCAGUGCUCUUGUAAAAUUUUCUCAGUCCUUAAGAAGGGAACUAACAAAAAUCACUGAUAGUACAUAUGGGAAGGAGUCCUUGCUGCGCAAAAGAAGGGUUGAACAGAGGAGCCUGGACCGCCAUGGAAGAUAGAAUGCUCAAGGAAUACAUCGAAAUCCAUGGUGAAGGACAAUGGAGAAAUCUUCCCAAAAGAGCAGGCCUUAAGAGAUGUGGAAAGAGUUGCCGGUUAAGGUGGUUGAAUUAUCUCAGACCGGAUAUCAAGAGAGGAAACAUAACACAUGAUGAAGAGGAACUCAUUAUCAGACUUCACAAGCUCCUUGGAAACAGGUGGUCUCUAAUAGCAGGAAGGCUACCGGGGCGAACAGACAAUGAAAUCAAGAACUACUGGAACACCAAAAUCAGUAAAAAAAUACAGGCGACUGAGGCCUCCACCAGUGGCCAAAAUCGCCUGUCCGUUACUCCUCAACCAUUGAACCAGCCUAAUCCAAUGGUAAAACCUUCGUCAUCUGAAAAUUCAAUUGUCAUCCGAACCAAAGCCAGAAGGUGCACAAAAGUUGUCAUUACUAACCCUGCAGAAAGACCAGAACCACAAUUUUCCGAUCAUCAUCAUCAACCGGAUGAUCCAAUUAAGUCAUCGGAGUUUGUUUCCAAGGAGAACGAACCACUGUGUUCAAUCAUGGGUGAUCUUGAGGUGGAUGAAAGCUUCUUAGCAGAUUUUCUCGACAUUGAAUUUGGAAUGUUUUCAUCAUCAAAUCUGAAAAAUGGGAUUACAGGUGGAAAUAAUGGCACGAACUCGCCAGGCUCUGAUGAUCAUUCCGUCUUGUAUUCAGAUGACAUGUUGCAUGAGUUGUCGGACUUCUCACCCAUGGCUUGUUUAAUCGACACUGAAUCGGAUUGGCUUCAAAAUUAAGCAAUCGUUGAUCAGUUUAAAGUCAACGUUACGCGGUCUGCCGACAGAUGCGAUUAAUAAAUUUGAUAAAAAAAAAUGGUUAUGUAGUUAUUUUGUAUUACUAAAUUUCCUCUAGAAAGAUCUGGUCAAGAGCGUUGUCUUUUCUUCCAAAUUUUACCGAGUAUCUUCAUUUUUUAAGGUAAUAAAAAUUGAGGAUAUUA
Molecule: messenger RNA, 1167 nt
Organism: Rubroshorea leprosula
Lineage: Eukaryota; Viridiplantae; Streptophyta; Magnoliopsida; Malvales; Dipterocarpaceae
Source: the annotation of a GenBank genome assembly